GUACAAGUGUCCUCUUUCUCCAACUUUAACUCCACUCUCCGAUCGCAAUUAGGGUUAGGGUUCGCAAGCUUUUCCAAAUCAAUAGCUUGCUCCACUACCUGCAGCUCUGAGCGCAUUGCUAUGGCUUCCUGAUUGGGUUGGUAGCAUCGCUAGCGAGUUUAGAAAACAAUUUUGGAUCACUUCUCAGAAGGUAGGUCUUUUACCUGAUUAACUUUCGAUCCCUAUGAAUUCUACUCGAAGCUUUCAACUUCUGUAAACUGUGAAUCUGCAAUAGUUUCUAUGUGUUGAAGCUGGUCAAUUAUUUGGGGGCAUUUGAUUGUUGCGUAAAUGGCACGUGCGCGCAAUCUAAUAGUUGCUGGAGGGCUUGUUGCUUUUGCUUCAGCAGGGUUGGCAUUUCCGUUCUACAUGGCAUCUUCAAAGAAGCCUGUAAUUGACUCAACAAAGCCGCUUCCGCCGCAAGCAACUUUUCGAGGGCCUUACAUUAACACCGGCUCGCGUGACAUCGGUCCUGACGAUCAAACUUUCCAGAAGAAAUGAAGCAAGCCUGAGAAUCACCAUGUUUUGUGUUAGAAGGCUAAGCUCAUGCAUAAUAUACAUACAUUUGGUUAUUCUUCAAAAGGAGUUUAUCAUCUGGCAUGCAAAUCAUUGCAACCGUGGCAGAGUUGUGCAUGUUCUUAAAAAUAAUUUUACACGUGUUGAAUAAUGUUUUGUUCUGAAAAAAUGAUGUAGUAGAAUCUGCUAGCAAAGAGUUCCCCCACGGUUUGAGGGGAUCAUGACAUGGCUGGUCGUUGGAA
This is a messenger RNA of Arachis ipaensis, 794 nucleotides long. Lineage: Eukaryota; Viridiplantae; Streptophyta; Magnoliopsida; Fabales; Fabaceae. The record is from RefSeq and is a predicted model, not a curated record.